Messenger RNA from Quercus robur (English oak), 1437 nucleotides. RefSeq lists its product as uncharacterized. The transcript has a single exon. The record is from RefSeq and is a predicted model, not a curated record. NCBI's taxonomy places the organism in Eukaryota, Viridiplantae, Streptophyta, Magnoliopsida, Fagales, Fagaceae. The coding region runs from base 1 to 1437 and encodes 478 amino acids.
AUGGAGGAAAUGAAAGAGAACAUGAGGAGGACAAAUCCUAUAGAAGAUUUGGUCCACAGAACUGACUCUCCCUUUACGGCUUCCAUCAACGGUCAUCCUCUACCAUCAAAAUUCAAACUACCUUCCCUGGAUUCGUACGAUGGAACGCGUGACCCAUUUGACCAUAUUGCUACUUUCAAGACAACUAUGCACCUUCAAGUGGUCCCUGAUGAAAUCAUGUGUAGAGCCUUCCCUACCACCCUUAAAGGCCUGGCGCGAUUUUGGUUCAGCAAAAUACCUCCAAGUUCUGUAGGUUCUUUCAAAGAGUUAAGCAAAUUGUUUGUUAACAACUUCAUUGGGGGACAAAGACACAAGUGUUCUUCGUCCAGCUUGCUGACCAUAGAGCAAGGGGAGAACGAAAGCCUGCGGUCAUUCAUCACUCGCUUCAACAAAGAAGCCCUUAGUGCGGAUGGGGUAGACGACAAGCUUCUAUUGGCUGCCUUCCACAACGGGAUUAAUUCUGAUUUAUUUAUCCACAAGUUAUAUGAGAAGGAGCUUCAAACCAUGGCUGAGCUUGUCCAUUCGGCUCAGAACUUCAUGAAUGCAGAAGAUGCGAUCAUAGCCAAAAAGAGGAAAAGAGCUGAAAGGAUGGAAGCGCACCCAGCACGCCACUCAGAACAAGGCCCUCGUCCAAAGAAGGGACGGACGGAAGAUAAGAAGGAACGAUAUAAUAGGAAGACGGGUCCUUUGGGAAGAAGCCAGAACUAUACGCCCCUAAAUGCUCCACUUGAUCAGGUACUCAUGCAAAUCAAAGACGACACUUCCCUAAAAUGGCUAGAGAAGAUGAAGGGAGAUCCCAAUAAGCACAAUAAGAGUAAAUAUUGUCACUUCCACAGGGACCAUGGGCAUGACACGGAUGAAUGUUAUGACCUGAAACAGCAGAUUGAGAAUCUUAUUAGACAAGGAAAGCUGAGACACUUCGUUGGAAGGGAUCAUAGAGAUGAGAAGUUGAAAGGAAAAAUGGAGGAAUCGUCCCAGCCCCCACUAGGAGAGAUAAGGAUUAUUGUUGGAGGAAACUCGAUGAGGCAAUCUUCCAGGUCGAAGAAGACGUAUCUCAAAGUGGUGCAAAACGUCCAGCUCUUUAGACGAUCAACAAGGAUGAGAUUAAUGGACAAGCCGGCCAUUUCCUUCACCGACGAAGAUGCUGAGAGGAUCCAUCACCCGCAUGAUGAUGCGAUUGUCAUUACUCUGCUUAUUGCAAACUAUACAACCAGAAGAGUGUUAGUUGACAAUGGAAGUUCAGCAGACAUAUUGUACUACCCUGCCUUCCAACAGAUGAGACUUAGGCAGGAUCAACUUCGUCCAGUUUGCUCACCAUUGAUAGGGUUCGGAGGAAUGAAGGUGCAGCUCGUAGGCACCAUUACAUUACCAGUAGUGGUAGGGUCAUACCCGCAGUAG